AUGCCUAAACGAAAGGCGCCAGCUAGAAUUUCUGGCCUUGUUGGCUCGGAUGAUGAGGAUGUGAUGAAGGUCAAUGGCAACGUCGCGCCCGCGCAGGAGGACAAUGAUGAACGCCCCGUCAAGAGAGCAAGAGGCCGGCCGAGGUCAAAGUCUGCGGAGAUAAAGCCAGCAAACACCAAAACCAAAACUCGCGCAGCAGCAGCAACAUCGCACGCGCAGGAAGCACCCCCGAAGAAAACCACGAGAAGGGGGAGGCCAAGGGGUAGUGGGGACAGUCGGGCCUCGUUCGAUGCUGGAGCGCAAGAAACCACGCCAAAGAAAGAAGAAGAGCCAACAGUUGAAGAAACUGCAGAUGAUACUCAGCCUGAGACGCAGGGACCCAAUGAUGAGCAAGAUGCGCCGGCAAAGUCAACAAGACAGACAAAGAAGCCCGCUGCCACGCGUGGUCGAAAGGGUGCAGCAGCAAAGUCACUGAAGAAAGAUGGUGAAUUCGAAUAUACGCCAUCUAGCUCCCGUCAAACCAAGGCCCCAGAAAAAUUCAAGGAACAGAGCGCGCAGCCCGCACGAAGAGGGCGACGGAAGGCGGAGCCGGAGCCAGAACCUGAGCUAGAACAAGCAGAAGAACCAGAACCAGAAUCAGAGGCAGAGGUGGAAGGCGACACGGAGGAAGGCGAAAGGUCUGCGCCAGAGGUGGAUGAAACAAUUCUUCAGGAGGAGCCGGUUGCACCUCGAUCCGUUUCGGCAUCACCAUCAAAGGUUGCACGUAACAGGUUAUCGAUGCAUCGGCCCUCGCUAUCACCUCAAAAGCGAAGACUUGGAGAGAGCGCAGAGCCAGAAUUGAGACGUAAAAUUGGUGACUUGACGAAGAAACAUGAAGCCUUGGAAAACCGGUUUCGUAAUCUCAAAGAGAUAGGGAUUGUUGAAGCGAACGCGAACAUGGAGAAACUGCGAAAACAGUGUGAAGCGACGACGGAGGCUUCUAAAAAUUUGGUUGCCUCUCUCAAGGCGGAACUUGAGGCACAGAGGGCGCUUGGACAACAGAGCCGAGCACUUCAGAAACAGCUGAAGGAACGCGAUGCGGAAGUUGCCCAACUAAAGACAAAAUCUGAAGAGGCGACAACUCAACUCUCCUCUGCCCAGUCCGAGGUCAAGGCCUUGCAAACCAAGCUUGCUGCCGCUCGAAGUACAGCAGCGAGCCUCGAAAGUGCGGCAACCAGAGUCCCCGGGAGCGCAAUUAAGAAUAACGGUGGAAAUCGUGCCAAUGCUGCUGCAUCGGCAGAAGCUGCGCAUGCGGCUCAAUUCGCGCAACUCAAGGAGGAUCUUUACAGUGAUCUCACAGGACUCAUUGUUCGAGAUGUAAAGAAGAGAGAAGACGAUUAUUUGUAUGAUUGUAUCCAGACUGGCAUCAACGGAACUCUACACUUCAAACUGGCUGUUCCCCAUGUUUCAUCCGCCAAUUUCCAAACAGCAGAAUUCCAAUACAUUCCGCUCUUGGAUGAGAACCGAGAUCGUGACUUGGUCGAGAUCCUGCCUGAUUAUCUCACGGUGGAUAUAACAUUCUCCCGCCAGCAGGCGUCCAAGUUCUAUACCAGAGUCAUUGAUACUCUUACAAAGCGACGCAACAGCUCAUCUGCUGCAUAG
Molecule: messenger RNA, 1641 nt
Organism: Aspergillus wentii DTO 134E9
Lineage: Eukaryota; Fungi; Ascomycota; Eurotiomycetes; Eurotiales; Aspergillaceae
Product: putative chromosome segregation protein (Pcs1)
Exons: 3
Coding region: 1-1641 (546 amino acids)
Biological process (GO): homologous chromosome segregation; meiotic sister chromatid segregation; attachment of mitotic spindle microtubules to kinetochore
Cellular component (GO): nucleolus; chromosome, centromeric core domain; monopolin complex
Molecular function (GO): microtubule site clamp; protein binding
Source: RefSeq, a predicted model, not a curated record